This is a messenger RNA of Megalobrama amblycephala (Wuchang bream), 980 nucleotides long. RefSeq names its product transmembrane protein 47 (gene tmem47). Bases 218 to 763 code for a protein of 181 amino acids. Gene Ontology annotation, cellular component: cell-cell junction; membrane. The transcript has 3 exons. NCBI's taxonomy places the organism in Eukaryota, Metazoa, Chordata, Actinopteri, Cypriniformes, Xenocyprididae. Gene Ontology annotation, biological process: cell-cell adhesion. The record is from RefSeq and is a predicted model, not a curated record.
GGACCCUGUAGGUGCAGCAGUGAUUUUUCAAUAAUGUGCAGUGCAGUCGCGUUCACAGGAGCGCGAGGGCAGCUGUUACAGCGUCCCUCUCGCGCAGCCGCUCCACAAUCUUCAAAACACUAAACGCAGAUCCCAAGAAAUUGUCUGGGAUAAUCGUUCCUGGCUUCUCUGCGACCCAGCGCAACAUUGCUCCUCAUCGCCGGCGCAUCCAGCCGACAUGGCCUCAUCCGUGAGCGGAGCGGAGGAAGUGCGCGUGUCGGCGUUGACGCCCCUGAAGUUGGUGGGUCUGGUGUGUAUUUUCCUCGCGCUGUGCCUGGAUGUCGGGGCCGUGCUGAGUCCGGCGUGGGUCACCGCGGAUGACCAGUACCACCUGUCCCUGUGGGAGUCAUGCUGGAAGCCCGCAGCCUCCGCGACCUGGCGGUGCAGCAGCACGCUGGGGACCGAUUGGCAGAUCGCCACACUGGCUUUGUUGUUGGGUGGAGCCUUCCUUAUCCUCCUUUCCUUCCUGGUGGCCCUGGUGUCUGUCUGCAUUCGCUCCAGGAGACACUUCUACAGACCGGUCGCAGUUAUGCUCUUUGCCGCAGUGGUCCUACAGGCUUGCUGUCUGGUGCUGUAUCCCAUCAAGUUCAUCGAGACCAUCAGUUUGAGAAUAUAUCACGAGUUUAACUGGGGAUACGGUCUGGCCUGGGGAGCCACCAUCUUCUCCUUCGGAGGAGCCAUUCUCUACUGCCUGAACCCUAAGAACUACGAAGAUUACUACUAAACAUGCUACAACACCCACAAUGCACUCCAAUGUCCUCUUCACUGUUGUGAUAGCAGCUCAUGCACUGAACGUUCGCUCGGAACUGGCCCUUGACUUCGCAAACACACAGACCCUCAAAAUGCAGGGCAAUGCUGAGCUGUUACAUACACAAAUGUGUUCUUUUUUUCCUCAGAUUACUCUAUCAUUCAAUUAAACCUCUUCAUUCAUCAAACUCUCA